AGGUGGAGCUUUGGCUCCCUAGGAACCUCGCUUCAAUGGCGCUGUUGGCAGCCGAGUUGAAGCGUUUGCCGCUCGCACCGGAAGAGUUGUUCCCUCUCGUGCAUCUGAUCUCCACCAUCCGACGCAGACUUGCAUUUUCCCUUUUUACAGUGUACUACUAGGACAAGAUGGCAUUUGAAUCUGACACUGAUGUUCUUCUCUACAAAAACACUGAGUUCCGAAGAAUAUUGUACCUUGGAGAUGUAUACUGUUACACCAGACUACUGGCAGAGGCCCCGCAAUAGACCUGCAAAGGAGAAUCAGUGCUUGUACCUAAAAACUGAUAUUUUCUAAAGCAAUGACACCUUUUAGUAGUGUUUUUUACAGGAAGGUUUUAUGUCUGUUCUCUUACCAUGGAUAUUUUAGAAUGAAUCGAAUUGAAGAUACUCUUCUAAAUCCCUGGCACAGACUUCUGAGAAAUUCCUCUUAUUAUAAAAACAAUUUGGUCUCAGCUGUUGAUGUGGUCAAGUAUUGGCAAGGCGUGUUUGAGGCAAACAAUAUCCCAGAAGCACAGACAUCCUCUGAAUAUAUUGUUUCUCAUGUCCUGGGAUCAAAAACAUUCCAGAAUCUGAAUGCCAGCAGCAUUUCUUCUCCCCUUUCAGCAAAGCAACAAAAAGAGAUCCAACGGCUCUGUGCUAAACGACUACAACGAAAGUUAGCAUUGAUCGUCAGUUUGAAAGGCAUUAAAAAGGAACUGGUUUCUCUCAUUCUGGAUGAAGAACGCAGGAAAAGAUUGACUUCUGCAUGCAGCAAGGUCCUUCAGGAUUUCCCAGAGUCCCGUGGUCCUGUUAUUCUGGAAGUUGGUUGUGGCUCAGGGGCAAUUGGUUUAAGUCUUCUGAAAAAACUUCCUUAUAGUCAGCUUAUUGCCAUCGAUAAAUUAGAAGCUGCUGUUAAUCUCACCAAGGAAAAUGCAGAACGGUUACAUCUUCAGGAAAGAAUCCAUAUCUUUCACCAUGAUAUAACUUCAUGUUCUUGGGAAUGCCUUCAGCCUUGGGGUUUGGUAGAUACUAUCAUCAGUAAUCCACCUUACAUUUUUCACGAAGAUAUGAGUGACUUGGCAGCAGAAAUUCUCUGCUUUGAGGACCUUGGUGCCCUGGAUGGAGGAAUUGAUGGGAUGAGCAUCAUCAAAGAAAUUCUGGCAAUGGCCUCUUACAUCCUCAAGGAUUGUGGGAGUGUGUAUUUGGAGGUUGACCCCAGGCACCCCAAAAUGGUAACCAAUUGGCUGUCCAGUCAUCCGGAUUUGUUCCUCUUUGUAUCUGCUACACACAAGGACAUCUAUGGAAAGCCAAGGUUUCUGCAUAUUCAAAAACGUAGGAAAGAAGAUCACCAAGAAUCAUGACGAGUUCUGUAUCCCAACCCUGGGAGUGUUUACAGUGCUUUCUAAGGGUAUGUUCUCAGAAAGCCAGAUGUCUCUUGAUAACAUCUGCUAACUUGCAUUUUGCUGAGGAUGAUUUAAGUUUUCAAAUUUUCAAGUUAUUUUGUGAUUAUUCCAGUUGUUAUGUAAGAGACAUAGCAUUUAUAUCCAAUGUGUAAUUGCUAUUGUUCUUUUAUUUUAUAAUCGCUUUAUACAUUCCUCAAUUCAAGAGUUAAAAAUAAAAUACUAUGAAUACUGAAUAA
Molecule: messenger RNA, 1656 nt
Organism: Notechis scutatus (mainland tiger snake)
Lineage: Eukaryota; Metazoa; Chordata; Lepidosauria; Squamata; Elapidae
Source: RefSeq, a predicted model, not a curated record